UUGGCUGGCGGUCUUCAUUUCAAGCAAGGCUUAGAUUGGUGAACUGGAAUAGGGAGGAAAGCACUAAACUAAUUGUUGGUUGGAGGUCUCCAUUUCAAGCAAAGCUUAAAUUGGUAAGAAGGGAAAGAUCCAUUACUUAAUGAACAGUUGGGGAUUCAUCGUUACCUUGUGGCUCUCAUGUAUCUGCCUCCAUUGAUAGUGCGUGGCUUGGUUGGUGUAUAUCGCCGAUGAGCCAUGCCCAUGCGGCUGCGCUGACUUAAAAUUGGGAUCCAUACCCAUACAGUGUCGUGCAUGUACGUCAUGCGCAUCCCUACAAACUUGAUUGAAACAUGCAAACUUCCGUUUGAUUGAAACAUGCCUGAUUGAUUAGAACGCUGUGUUUUGCUCAACUUGAUUGAUUAGAAUAUCCGAGGUGAGACUGGUUUCUCUCUUUUCUGGUCUAACAGCCGAGACUGGUUGAACUCAUAAUGGGAGCACGAGUUCAGACUAACUGUUUGAAUUCCUUGCUAUCGUGAGGUGGUGGUCAGUGGGAGAAAAUGUUAAGAGAAGAAAGCUGCUUACUCGACACUUGUGCACGCUUAUCAUAACCGCUAUGGUUUUAAUCGGUCAAAAUCACAAAAAGGAAGGCGCGGUUCCAGUUCGAUGUUCCAAGUAUGGGCCCUCAGCAUUCUGUAAUAUAAAUGAAAAACUCCUCGAGGAGCAGCCAUAUAAGUAGAGUCACCUGUUCAGUUCAGUUUAGUUCAACAAGAUGACCACGAUUCGGCGCCUCCUAUUCCUCAUCAUCUGCUCCGUCGUCCUCUCGGUGGCUGCCGGAGAGACCCCUAACUGUGUGUACACCAUCUAUGUAAAGACGAGUUCGAUGAUCAAGGCCGGGACUGACUCCAAGAUCAGCCUAAUACUCGGCGAUUUGUUGGGGCGGUCAGUUUGGGUCCCGGAUCUCGAGUCGUGGGGCUUGAUGGAACCAUCCCACAACUACUACGAGCGCGGCAACCUCGACAUCUUCAGCGGUCUUGGGCCCUGCAUCGGCCCGCCACUGUGCUGGCUCAACGUCACCUCCGAUGGGUCCGGGGUCCACCACGGCUGGUACUGUGACUAUGUGGAGGUCACGUCCGCCGGGCCUCAUAAGCCCUGCAGUCAAACCAUCUUCCGUGUUGACCAGUGGCUGGCCACCGAUGUCCCGCCCUUCAAGUUGACUGCGGUGGUCAACGGGUGCGGGAAGGAUGAUGCACGUUCGGCGCGGCGGAGCAAGGGCGGGGCUCUUGUCAAGAGGAAUCCAAGAUUGUCUGCUCGAGAAUGAUUGAGGAAGACCGCAAAUCCCAAUUUUGGUUUACCUUCUUGUUUUUCUUUUUGUGAUACCGAUUUGUUUUCAUUUUACUUCCUUAGCGCUUCUUCAUCGUCGGCCUACUCGUUCAAUAACCGAGUUCGAAAUUUUGAU
This is a messenger RNA of Eucalyptus grandis, 1435 nucleotides long. Its product is annotated as PLAT domain-containing protein 3. The record is from RefSeq and is a predicted model, not a curated record. The transcript has 2 exons. Gene Ontology annotation, molecular function: protein binding. The coding region runs from base 749 to 1297 and encodes 182 amino acids. Lineage: Eukaryota; Viridiplantae; Streptophyta; Magnoliopsida; Myrtales; Myrtaceae.